This is a messenger RNA of Neocloeon triangulifer, 2662 nucleotides long. Its product is annotated as membralin. Gene Ontology annotation, cellular component: endoplasmic reticulum. The record is from RefSeq and is a predicted model, not a curated record. NCBI's taxonomy places the organism in Eukaryota, Metazoa, Arthropoda, Insecta, Ephemeroptera, Baetidae. The transcript is spliced from 14 exons. Gene Ontology annotation, biological process: response to endoplasmic reticulum stress; positive regulation of ERAD pathway. The coding region runs from base 239 to 2149 and encodes 636 amino acids.
UCCUCACACAAGAGAAAAAUAUGGCUGACCGUGAAUUAUUUGUGUGUACUGGUUCGUGGUGUUUUAAUUAGAAAGUGCGGCACCCCAGGGUCGCCGCUCGACUUGGACGAGGCGGCAGACAGUUUGCGGAAGGGUGACCACAUCAAAGGUCGCGCGCCGUCCGCUUCGCCGUCGGACGAGGAGAUCACUUUUUUCUCUGAGGAUGGAGUGUCCCUGAUCGGGUCAACGACGAGACGAAAUGCCCAUCGAAGUGCAGCCGGAGGCGGCGGGCAACCGGACGGGGCCGCCCCUGGGCCCUGCGGCCGGCGCAAACAUCCGCACCGUCAGGAACAUAAACAACAACAACAACAAUCAGAACCCGCUGUUCAACAUGAGGGACCGACUGUUCCACGCCCUGUUCUUCAAGGCCGCCCUGGCCUACGCCAGGACCUUUCCCAGGCCCGUCAGAAGACUCAUCGAGUUCCUGUUUCUCAUCAAAGCCCUGCUUGCCUUUUUUGUGCUGGCGUACAUCCACAUAGUUUUCUCCCGAAGCCCUUCGAACUGCCUCGCCCACAUCCAAAAUGACUGGCCCCGAGAUGGAAUUCUGCGGGUGGAAAUCAAACGGCCAGGGUCCCAGUCUGGCUUCGCCUUGCAGGACGUGCCAGACGGAGUCGAAAUUUCCACAGUCACUCCACUUGCUUCCUCAUCAACUCCAUUCCAAUCCGAGAGCUUUCAUAAAGAGGCUGUCGAAGACUCGUGGUCAAUUAUGAGACUGCUCUCGCCCGAUGACAAAAUUGAGCCCUCCAUUGUUGAGGAUGUGAACGAAACGCCUCCACCUGACGGCAGCCCAUCGAGAUUUGAGGAAAACCUCACCGAGUCAAAAAGUUUAGACACAGAUGAACUUUUGCCAUCUAAACCAAGUGUAAUCGAGGAACUGAGACUUUUCAAGAAAGAGGAGAACAUACUCACAAAGCAUCCUGAAAAUGUACCUGAACCUAAAAACUCCCCCAAUGAGAAAACAGAAACGCAUGAUGAAACUGACCUCAAGCUGGAAAGCAGCGUCCUAGAACAGGAUGUAGAUUUAACUACUUCUGUGCCAAGUGUGAAUGAAAGCUUGGCUGUAGAUCUUCCGAACGGAGAUAUGGAAAUCAGUAUGGUUGCUCCGUUGGUGGAGCCCUCGUCAGAGGUUGAAAAGCUCGUCAGGGCAGUUUGGCCGGAGGAUGAAUACGUGGUAGAAUACGCUUUGGAGUAUGGAUUUCUGAGGCUUUCUUCGGCCAUUCGGCAAAAGCUUGGCAUUCCCGUCAAGGUGGUCACUUUGGACACCACCAAGGACCCGUGCUUCGGAGACGCCUUUAGUCGUUUUCUGCUGGACCAAUUCUUAGGGUACGACGAGAUGCUGAUGUCUAGCAUCAAGAUGGUUGCUGAGCAGGAAGACAACAAGGGUUUUCUCAGAAAUGUUGUCACAGGAGAGCACUAUCGAUUCGUUUCAAUGUGGAUGGCAAGGACGUCAUAUGUGGCUGCGUUUCUUGUCAUGAUGGUCUUUACGGUGACCGUUUCCAUGUUGCUCAGGUACUCGCACCACCAGAUAUUUGUCUUUAUAGUGGACCUUUUGCAAAUGCUGGAGUUCAACGUGACCAUCGCGUUUCCUGCGGCGCCCCUGCUGACCGUCAUCCUCGCCCUCGUCGGUAUGGAGGCGAUCAUGUCCGAGUUCUUCAGCGACACAACGACCGCGUUCUACGUGAUUCUGAUCGUGUGGAUGGCGGACCAGUAUGACGCGAUCUGCUGCCACACGCCGGUCACCAAACGCUACUGGCUCAGAUUUUUCUAUCUGUACCACUUUUCGUUCUACGCCUACCACUACCGGUUCAAUGCUCAGUACAGCGGCCUCGCGCUCGUCACCUCCUGGCUCUUCAUUCAGCACUCGAUGGUGUACUUUUUCCACCACUACGAGCUGCCGCUGAUUCUGCAGCAGGCGCAACUGCAGCACAUUUUGCUGAGGAACGCGGGCAACCUGGGCGGGGGCGAGGCGCCCCACCCGCCUCCGAGGCCCACCGAGCCUGACACGGAAGAGGAGGACGAUGAAGACGACGACGUCGAGGAGCCGAGCAACACCGAGGACAGCGUCAGCACCGUCGAGGACAUCAACCAGCCUGCCAGGACUGACGAGUGAAAAGUGGAAAACUGGUUUUGUGCGAAGGACGCAACGGUGUUUGUUGUUUUGUAAAUAAUUAAUUCUUGAUUUGUUGAUGCUUAAAGAAGGAAAAAUAUACUUAUCAGCGAGAGAGAAGAAAGAAAAAGGGGCCUCGCACUUCCUAGUGCGUCCGUCUUUAGUCAGAAAAUUGUCCAAUCGUUUCGCUUUCAGGGGAGCAGACCUGCUUUCUUUUCAGAAAAAAGACUUGGUGCAAUAGUAAAAUUUUAUUUUUUGACAUGAUUUGCAAUAGCUAUUUCAAACAGUAACCAAAACUUUUACUUAAUUUAGAAUUAAGACUUAAGAAACAGUAAUUAUUAUAUGACGUGACUUUGCUUUUUGAGAGAUAAAUCAUAAUUCUGGCUUUGAAUUAUCCCCCAAAUUUUUUUCAGUCAACUGAUUGGUCUGCUCCUGACCUAAUGGGGUUCUCUGAGGGCCUCUUGUGUAAUGAUCGGUCUGCCAGCGUUUUUUGCUUCUUAGCUCCUCAUGUGAAAA